AUGGACCCUCCAGCGAAGGCGCAGAAGGUUCGGACGGCCGUGCCGCCGGCCGCAGCCCCUGAUGGUGGCUACGCCUGGUUCAUCCUGCUCUCCUGCUUCCUGGUGUUUGGCCUGACCUUCGGGGUCAUCAAGGCCUUCGGGGUGUUUUACGUCGAGAUACAGCGCUACUUUGCCACCACAGCGACAGGCACCUCCUGGAUCACCUCUAUCGCUGUGGCCACCAUUCAUGUUGGCGCCCCUGUAGCGUCUGCUCUGAGCGCCCGCUACAGCCAUCGCUCAGUGGUGUUCAUGGGAGGACUUCUGUGCAGCUUUGGAGUGAUCACUGGGGCUUUUGCAAGAAACCUGAUAGAGCUCUACAUAACAGUGGGCUUCCUCAAUGGUUUCGGCUAUGCUCUUACCUGGACGCCCACUGUGACCAUGCUGGGCUUGUACUUUGAGAAGAGGCGUCCGGUGGCCAACGCCUUGGCCAGUGCCGGAGAGUGCAUCCUCACCUUUAUCUUCACGCCCUUCUUCCAGCUGCUGAUUGACAGCUACUCCUGGAGGGGGGCCAUGCUGGUGCUGGGGGGCCUGCAGUUCAACCUGUGCGUGUGUGGGAUGCUGCUGAGGCCCCUGAACGCCACCAGGGAGGUGACUCAUCUCAGCGAGGUCCAAGAGGAAGAGGGGACUUUGAGCCCGGAGUCCCUGCCCUUAACGGAGAAGGACUCAGAGGAAACACCUGAUCUGACCACAAAGGCGCAGCAUCCUGACAGCAGGGCUACAUGGGCUGAGCUACGGACCAAAAUCCUUCGAUACGUAGAUUACACCCUCAUCACCAACUCUCGCUUCAUGGUCUACUCCAUGUUUGGGGUGUUUGCCGCGCUGGGUUUCUUUGCCCCGGCCCUGUUCCUGGUGCCAUACGCUCGCAGCCAGGGGAUUGAGGAGUACCAGGCAGCUGCUCUCAUGUCCAUCUCGGCAGUGCUGGACCUCAUCGGCAGGGUGUCCUUCGGCUGGUUUGCCAACCUGAGACUGGUGGAGACGGUACAACAGCUGACAGCCACGGUGAUCCUGCUCGGCACCGUGUUGCUCCUGUGCCCGCUGGCCUCCUCUUUCUUGGAGCUGGCCAUCUUCAGCGCAGCCUACGGCCUGGUGUACGGAGCCACCGUCUCCAUCCACAUCACCGUCCUGGCUGAGGUGGUGGGCGUCCACAGACUUGGCAGCGCGCUGGGAUUCUUCAUGCUCAUACGCAGCAGCGGAGGCCUCCUCGGACCGCCCAUUGCAGGCUUUUUCAUUGACAAGAUGAGCAACUACGGGACGGGCUUCCUCAUGGCGGGAGUGGCUCUCAUCGUCUCUGCCCUCUUCCUGCUCCUGCUGCACCAGAUGAACCGCAGGAGUCAGGGGUCAAACACCAAGGGCCACGACUUGCCCACAGACGGCAAAAAGGACAAUAAGGCGCCGGCAUCAAAGCUGAAGGACUGGACAUGA
This is a messenger RNA of Myripristis murdjan (pinecone soldierfish), 1461 nucleotides long. Its product is annotated as monocarboxylate transporter 2. The record is from RefSeq and is a predicted model, not a curated record. Gene Ontology annotation, biological process: monocarboxylic acid transport; transmembrane transport. Bases 1 to 1461 code for a protein of 486 amino acids. The transcript has 6 exons. Gene Ontology annotation, molecular function: monocarboxylic acid transmembrane transporter activity. Lineage: Eukaryota; Metazoa; Chordata; Actinopteri; Holocentriformes; Holocentridae.